AUGGACAGUCACCAGAGUGUUCCUCAUGCUCCACAACCUCAAGACUUGGGACCAACUCCUGAUCAAGCUCAAGUGGUCACGCCUACAAUUGGAACUUGUGAUGUUCCUCACUGUAAUGGGCUUAGUUAUGGAAUCCAUCCACCUCCCAUUGAAGCCCACGCCUAUGAGAUCAAGCCAAGCUUGAUAAGGUUGAUUCAAAGCUCUAAGUUCUUGGGAAAAGGAUUCGAGAAUCCUUAUGAUCACUUGAACUACUUUAAGAGGUUGUGUGGUACAUUUAGGCUUGCUGGUGUUCCUGAAGAUAGUAUCAAGCUCCUUUUGUUUCCAUUUUCACUUGGAGAAAAGGCAAGCAAAUGGGAAAGAGCUAUACCAUCUCAUUUGGUCAAGUCUUGGGAUGAUUGCAAGAGGGUCUUUCUUUUAAAGUUCUAUCCCACACAAAGAACCCACCAAAUGAGGAGAAACAUCUUGAACUUCCAACAAGACAGCCAUGAGACCUUUCAUGAGGCAUGGGAAAGGUUGAGAGGAUACACUAGGGAUUGUCCACAUCAUGGGUUUACAAGAGAAGUUAUACUUAGCCAUUUCUAUUGGGGAGUUGCUAAGGAGCAGAAAUGGACAUUGGAUGUAGCUAGCCAAGGGAGUUUGCUAAACCUGACCAUAGAGCAAGGAGAGCUACUGGUUGAAAAAUUGGCCAAGAGUGAGGAAAGCUACAAUGAAAGCCAUGAUGUAACCCCCAGAGAAAGUUCAUAUGAAGACUCCACGUGGACAGCUUUGCAAGAUAUGUUGGAUAGACUAGAAAAGCUCCUAAAUGUGCAAAACAGAGGAGUUUGUUUGGAUCUUGAGCAGUGCCAAGAGGAAGCCAAAUUCAUGGUCAAGAAUGGGAUCUCCAACCAAGAGAGAAUGCUCCUCAAUAAUUGGUAUAACCAUGGAGUUCAAGGAAUCCAACAAAGCUACCAACAGAACCAUGAGCCUUCUCAAGUUUCUAACAAUGUUGCUGUUGAGGUUAAUGAGGAAAAGAUACCAUUUGGUUUUGAUGGACAAAUUGGUGAACCCCAGCAUGAAGAAGAGGCUAAGGACGUGGGCACAGCUCAAGAAUAUGGUUUGGAAUCCAUCCAGUGGGCUGAUGAGGAAGAAAGUGUUCUUAAGGAAGAAAGUGUGCUUGAGGAGACCCAAGAGGAUGCAUUGGCUCCCAAAGGAAAAUGUCUAAACUCUUUCUUCCUUCCUUCAUUAGAAACUAAGGAGAUUGUGAGUAAUUUUGAGAGCAAGGAUUUAGCUUCACACCCAAAAGCUUUGAAAGAGGUUAAGAAUAUCAAGGAGAAAGAGGAGGUUAAAACCAAAGAGUCCAAAAAGCCAUAUGAAUUCCACUUGACCAACCAUGCUCCAUCUUCUCACACUAUGAGCUUACACCCUUUGAGGCACAUAAAUGGAACCAUUGAGUACAAGGUGAAGUGCAAGGGUACUUCUAAGCCAUUUUCACGUGUUAAAGCCAUUCUCCAUCCCAAGAUGCUGGAAAACAACCAUUGCAAGCUCCAAGAGCUACUCUCCACAAUCCUCCUGGUCAACCUCACAAAGAGCACAAGUCUGGAUUCAUCAACUCAUCUUGCCAUCAGCAGAUCAACAAGGAUUUCUGCUACUCCUUCUCUCCAGUUCCCUAAGGACAAAGGCUAG
Molecule: messenger RNA, 1662 nt
Organism: Microthlaspi erraticum
Lineage: Eukaryota; Viridiplantae; Streptophyta; Magnoliopsida; Brassicales; Brassicaceae
Source: the annotation of a GenBank genome assembly